UCUCUCUCAUUCUUAUUUUUAAUUCUCACGUUUCUCUCAUCUGUUUUUCUUUUCUUUCUAUCUGCCUCUUCCUCUCUUAUGUUUGGUUUUCUACAAUUUUUUCCUUAUUUUCUCUCUCUACCUUUUUGGUUUGCUUCACUAUGGUAUUUUGAUUUCUUCUCUUUGAUUGUGGCGCAUCUUCUGUUCUUUCAUCCGUUAUUUUCUACUAGUGUAGAUUUGUUACAUUUUUUGGGUUGUUCAACCUUUUUGCUUCUACAACCGGUUGAGAUUUUCAAACCUUUUGGUUUGAAUGUGUUUUUCCUAUAUUUGUGUUGGUUUCGAUUCUUUGCAUUUUUCUGGGUUUUUGUAUCUGUUUUAUGCAUUUUGAGUUUUUUACGUGGUUGAAGUUUUGAGAUUGUUUGAUUUUGGUGAAUGUCUUUUUGGUUUUGUCACCUCUUUCGUACUUACAUUUAUCCGGCAUUGUUUGGUUAGGGUUUUAAGCCUCGCUAAUAUUUUACAUUUAUGGAUUUUUUUUUGGAUAUUUUAGUUUUAUUACUCAUAAAUUUUUUUGUGAAUUUCUAUUAGCAGGUGUGGGUUAGAUUCGAUGCAUUUUGGUUAUUGUUAUCGGACUUUGGUGCCUUCUUUAACAAUGAUAAGUUUCAGUACAUUCUAUUUUGUCUUUUCAUUUCUCAAUAUUUUGAUUCUUUCAUAACGAUGUAACUGGUUUCAUGUUUCUCUGAUUUUUUUUCUUUGUUUUUACGUUUAUUUUGAUUUAUAAUUACUGAUUAUGUUUACAUUCUUUGUGGCAUGCAGGUGAACAAUUUUAAUAUCUAUAGUUUUAUGCAUUUUUUUUACUUGUAUAUUUUAUUUGAGUUUUUUCAUUUUAUUCUCUUCAUAUAUGUGUAUCUACAGAGUUUUGAGUUUUGCUCUUCAGUGAUUUCAUAAACUCUUCACAGAGUUUUUUAGAAUAAUAUUAAGUUUAUUAUAAAAUUUUUCUUUUUAUUUUGACUAAAAAUUAAAUAUUAAAACAGUUUGUAUUAUAUUUUUUCUUUUUACAAAAUUUUUUACCUCAAUUAUUUAAAAAAUAUUUAUAAGCCCGCAGCAAAGUGCGGGGUUCUUUCUUUCUAGUAAAACAUUAUUCCUUUUGUGUCCUAAGAACGGACAUGUGUCACCAGCUGAUGAGUCUAAAAGUAACUCUAUAUAUAAUUGUUUAUUUAUUUUCAACACCAAAAGGUUUUACCUAUACAAACAACACAAACUAAUAAACAAAAACUAGAAGGAAGAAAAGAAAAUCUGCAAUGAAACUAAAGGAAUUAACAAUUAAACAUAGAUAUAAUCACAAAAAAAAAAGAAGAAAAAAGGAAUAUUUUUCUUCAAAAACAAAAAUUCAAAGAUCACAUACUUAAGUUAGGUCAUUUCUAUCCAUAUAUAGAUGAAAAUUGUGGCGCAGACAGAAAACGAUGACCGACAGAGAAUCUUGAAUUCUCUAGACGGGAGGUGCAAUGGAAGAACAAACAAAAAGGAGAAGCGAUAACUGAAGAAGAGAUAAUAUAUAUCUUCUUUUUUAUGUCUAGUAUAUGUUGUGGCCAUGUGCUCAUGCAUAUGGUGGACCAUGUGUCUGUCCAAGAUAUAUUAAAAACCAGUAUCAAUAAGACAUAAUUGAGGUAGUUAGCUAAGCCAAUAUGUUGUGGGGCUAACUAAGAUCUUCUGAACAGACCAAAUUGAAUUGAAAAAAUAGAUAAAUAAGUUAUCUAAUUGGAGAUCAUAUAUAGAUCCCAGCUGGUUUUAAGAAAAUAAAAAAUAGACAAAUAAAUCAAUUCAUAACUUUGAGUGUAAAAAUAUAAUAAUAUUAUGAGCUUUAACAUAAACUUUUGUUGGAAUUGAAUUUCCAGUUUUCUGUGUUCAAGUUCAAAUUUUCUAGCGCAAUUUGUUGGGACGUCGACGGCUAUAUAAUAUAUUAUAGUUUCGUCUUAAUUGGAAAUUAAGCACGCGAAGCGGCGGCUCGACGUAUUUAUUUUUGGCGUAUACCAGCUUCCAUUUGUCUAUAUAUUGGACGAGGAAACUCGGGUUUUUUUGUAGCAUCGUAGGCUUAGCUAGCUAAAAGUAAAAGCUACGAUUGAAACAGAGAGAGAAAGGCAAGAAUACUAGCACCAGCAAACAUGACCACUGACUUCAAAUCCAUCCCAAUCAUCGACGUAGGUCCUCUUGUGGCCAAGGGGGAUGAUCUGAAAAUGGGUCAAGACCCAGAUGUACGUGAAGUUGUCAAGCAACUGGAUCAGGCUUGCAGGGAGACUGGAUUCUUCUACGUGAAAGGUCAUGGUGUUCCCGAGUCCCUUAUCAAUGAGGUCAAAGAUGUGACUCACAAAUUUUUUAAUCUUCCCUAUGAUGAAAAACUCAAAAUCAAAAUGACUCCGUCCCGUGGAUACAGGGGAUACCAAAAAAUCAAAGAAAAUAUAACCAAAGGCGUGCCUGACUUGCAGGAAGCUAUCGAUUAUUAUAGAGAAGUAAAAAGACGGAUGUACGGAUCACUUGGUGAGAUUUUGGAAGGAUGUAACCAAUGGCCACAAGAUCCUACAAACUUCAAAGCUUCCAUGGAGGAAUACGUGAGGCUUUGCACAGAUCUUUCAAGAAAAAUUAUGAGGGGAAUCGCUCUGGCAUUGGGUGGAUCGGCAGAUGAAUUUGAAGGUGAAAAAGGUGGAGAUCCAUUUUGGGUCAUGCGUCUUAUUGGAUACCCUGGAAAAUCACCAACAAACGGCCAAGAUAAUGACAUUGGAUGUGGGAUUCACACUGACUAUGGUUUGUUGACAUUGAUUAAUCAAGAUGAUGAUAUAACCGCACUUGAGGUUAAAAACCUAUCUGGGGAAUGGAUACCGGCUACUCCCAUUCCUGGAACAUUUGUAUGCAACAUCGGUGACAUGUUGAAGAUAUGGUCCAAUGGCUUGUACGAGGCAACUUUGCAUCGAGUCAUCAAUAAUUCACCGAAAUAUCGAGUUUGCGUUGCUUAUUUCUACGAGCCAAAUUUCGAUACACUGGUGGAACCCUUGGAAAUGUGCGUGGAGAAGAGUAGGGGAACUCGGCUCAAGGAAAGAGCUGUUUACGGACAGCAUUUAGUGAAUAAAGUGAAAUCAAACUUUGUCAUGUAGAUCAUCAAGCUCAUCUUCUGUUAAACAAUCUUGAUGAGAAUAAAUGUUUCAACACCUUUCCUAUAUGAAUGUAUAAGGGAUUGAUAUCCUCUUAUGAUUAAUAAGUUUAUACAUAAUUUACUUUCUCAA
Messenger RNA from Theobroma cacao (cacao), 3251 nucleotides. RefSeq names its product homoarginine-6-hydroxylase 2-ODD-C23-like. Lineage: Eukaryota; Viridiplantae; Streptophyta; Magnoliopsida; Malvales; Malvaceae. The record is from RefSeq and is a predicted model, not a curated record.